Funneliformis mosseae is the source of this 594-nucleotide messenger RNA. The record is from the annotation of a GenBank genome assembly. NCBI's taxonomy places the organism in Eukaryota, Fungi, Glomeromycota, Glomeromycetes, Glomerales, Glomeraceae.
AUGUCACACACUUCCCAAACCACUUCAUCUUUACCCACGCUACAAAAUAUGUUUAAGAAGAGGAUUUCUAUCAAAAAGGAAGGCGAUGAAAAUAAUUAUUACAACUUUAAAUUCGUUCCUAGUGAUACUAAAGAAGAUAUCCACGAAGUAAUUUCUAAUUGCUUCGAAAUGGAUUGUUUUUCACUUCGUGAUCACGAAGGAAAUUUCAUUACCGGAAGUUAUGCAUCCUUGGAGAGAGAUAAAACCUAUGAUAUAGUUGAUCGUAACGAAAGUAAAUUGAGAAAUUCUCCUACCUAUCACGAUGGUACUAACGAAAGUAUCAAUUCUAGUGGAAGCAAGAGCAUCGAAAAUGAAAAUGCGAUAAAGGAAAAAAAACGCAAAACCCAACGGCAAAAUGAACCAGCGGAUAAUAAUCCAGGUCCUUCCGUUACCAACAAAAAAAAACCCAAGCCGACGCAACAAGUUAGGGCUUGCUCAAGGUGUCGUCGUAUCAAAAAGCGUUGCGAUCGACAAAGGCCUUGCGGACGUUGUGUCAAAUCAAACUUUGCAAAUGCUUGUGAGGUCAUUAAAAUCGGCUAUAAAGAACAAAGCUGA